Pedinophyceae sp. YPF-701 is the source of this 1479-nucleotide messenger RNA. The record is from the annotation of a GenBank genome assembly. Lineage: Eukaryota; Viridiplantae; Chlorophyta; Pedinophyceae.
AUGGGGUGCGGUGCGUCCAAGCAUGCCGAGGGGCAAGCCCACGUCGCCAUGCACGAUGCAGCGGCUCAGAAUCGCGUCGUCAAGGCCAGCGCAGUCCCAGUCGCGAUCGCUCUCGGCGCGGGGCUGAUGGCAGCCGCACAGGAGGCCCCGUUCGUGGCGCCGGCCGCCGCUCUACUGGCUGCGGUGGCCAGCUUCAUUUGGAGCGCCAAGGCUCUCAAAGACGACGCUGCAGCCUUCGCAGAGACUCUCAAGGACGUCGAGCGCAUCCUCCUGGCUUCCGGGGACCUUUCAGAGCACAGAGAUGUCAUAGCGAAGAUCGAGACGCUGCUGGACGAGGCGCUGCGGUUCGUGAAGCAGCUCAGCAACGCAAACGUGAUAUAUACUGCGCUCUUUCUCCAGUUCUCCGCCGCGGGCAAGUUCGACGAGCUCCGCACGGGCCUCCAGCAGGCCACCUCGUGCCUCUCGACCCUCUGCGCGAUCGACACCACCGCGAUGCUCCAGCAGGACUUCCGCGAGAGCCGCGCGCUCCGUGCGAAGCUCGAGGCCCUCGGCGGGCCGGCCGCGGUCGCGGCGGACCCGGAGAAGCUCGCGGCGUUGCGCGACGACAUGGACCCGGGCAGCGCGGUGCUCUCCGCGCAGCUCGAGGACGGCGUGUCGACGAUGCACAGCGCCGUUGCGUCCCUCGGCGACCGCCUCGAAGCGCGCAUCGUCGACGUGGAGACGCUGCUCGAGGCGCGCGUGGCCGACAUCGUGCGCACGGCCGCCGCCUUCGAGGAGCGCGGGAAGGCGUUCGACGCCAAGGCGUUUUGCCAUGCGUUCCCCAUCGCGGGGAACGAGGCGGAGCGAAUGCGCGGGUUCCGCGAACUAGGGCUGCUCGAAAAGGUCGGCGGGAUGCCGGAGGCCGGGCGGGCGCACGUGGUCGAGCUGAUGAAGGAGGCGCUGCAUGCGACGGAGCAGCUCCGCGCCAUGGUCGUUCUGUUCGACUACACGAACGCCCACGUCCCUAUUUAUGUGGCGCGGGAGGCGGGCGCGGAGGGCGAGGAGUUCAGCGCAGCGAGGUUCCCGGUGCCGUUGCCGCGGAAGACCACGGGCUGCCAGGGGGUGCUGGCGACGAGCAAGCCGGUGGCGCUGUUCGACGAGGACUUCGGCGCGCUCAGCUUCGGGGGCGGCGAGUCUCUGGACAUCGUCAAGAGCGUCGACGUGGGCUUCGUGCGCUUUUGUGCACAAGUUCAAGAGAUCCUCGAGAGCGGGCCGGAGCACCCGGAUCACGACACGCUGCGGCUGCACCUGGACUUCGGGCCCAAGGCCAGGUCGUACCUCGGCGUGCCGCUGCGCGUGCGCGGCACUCUCGUGGGGACGGUGGUGCUCAUGGGCGGCACGUGCGACGACGAAAAGCAAGCGCGGAUCCGCGAAGUCGGGCUUCCGGAGCUGAUGGGAAUCGCGCGGGAAGUCGGCCUGCUGCUAGCGCAGCUCGUGUAG